Nerophis ophidion (straightnose pipefish) is the source of this 1588-nucleotide messenger RNA. Its product is annotated as transcription factor IIIA-like. The record is from RefSeq and is a predicted model, not a curated record. Gene Ontology annotation, cellular component: nucleus. The transcript has a single exon. Bases 88 to 1134 code for a protein of 348 amino acids. NCBI's taxonomy places the organism in Eukaryota, Metazoa, Chordata, Actinopteri, Syngnathiformes, Syngnathidae.
AUGUGACGUCACGCCGCGGAGGCUUAUGGGGAGACAAAUGGCGUCGAAAGCCAAAACGUGUCGGUCGACGCGUCUGCGAUGAAUUAAAUGUGUUUAUUUCCCUUUGGGCAGGAGCCCGACAUGGCCGACAAGCGUUACAUUUGCUCGUUCGCGGGCUGCGCGGCGGCCUACAACAAGCAGUGGAAGCUGGACGCGCACCUGUGCAAGCACACGGGCGUCAAGCCGCACGCGUGUCCGCACGCCGGCUGCGGCAAAGCCUUCUGCAGCCUCUCCCACCUCGCCCGCCACCAGCUCACCCACAGCGGCCUGCGCCCUUUCCCCUGCGCGGUGGACGGCUGCGCGCAGGCCUUCACCACCAACGCCAACCGGGCCCGGCACGUCGGCCGCGCCCACGCCGGAGAAGCCAAGCGGUACCGCUGCCAGGCGGACGGCUGCGGCCUGGAGUUCCGCAAGAACAAGCAGCUCAAGUCGCACAUGAGCGAGCGCCACACGCGCGCGCCCGCCUACCCGUGCGCGCACCCUGGCUGCGGCAUGCGCUUCACUUUCCCCAGCGGCCUCAAACGCCACAUGAAGGUGCACCGCGGCUACCCCUGCGCCCUGGACGGGUGCGCGUUCACCGGCGCCACCUGGACGGAGUACCUGAAGCACCGGAAGGAGCAGCACCGGCCGGCGGUCGCCUGCGAGCAGUGCGGCAAGGUCUUCAAGGAGUCCUGGACCCUGGGGCAGCACCGGAGGGUCCACUCGGACACCCGGCUGGUCUUCAAGUGUCCCCGGGAGGCCUGCGAGCGCUCCUUCACCACCACCUUCAACCUGCAGAGCCACAUCCGGGCCUUCCACGACGAGCUGCGGCCCUUCGCCUGCGGACACCCGGGCUGCGGCAGGGCCUUCGCCAUGAAGCAGAGCCUCCGCCGGCACCGCGUGGUCCACGACCCGGACCGGAAGAGGAUGCCGCGGCCCAAGAGGUCGCUGACCUCCCGGCUGAGCGGCUGCAGCGACAAGACGGCCGGCGUGUGUGGGAAGGGCCCCGGUGCCGUGGAGCUGGUCUCUCUGCUGCAGGACACGUCCCUGCUGGGUCGUCCCGCUGUGGACCCCCAAGGACUCUCGGUGGCCCUCACAGCACCCCUUACACUGUAGAGCAGUGGUCCCCAACUUUUUUGUAUCCGCGGACCGGUCAAUGCUUAAUAAUUUGUCCCACGGUCCGGGGGUGUCCUUUUUUUUUUUUUUGUCAUGAAAAAUGGAACGUUCUUGUCAUGAAAAUGGGAGUUUUUUGUGGUUGGUGCACCAUUUGUAAGUGUAUAUUGUGUUUUUUUAUGUUGAUUUAAUAAAAUUUUUUUUUUUUUUUUUUUUAAUGAAAAUGCCUUCUGUGGCCCGGUGGUUGGGGACCACUGCUGUAGAGGACGCUUUUAAUGCCAUCAAGAUGAAGUAUUUAAACCAGGGUGUCCAAAGUGUGGCCUCAGUGGCCCUCACACUGUAGAGGAUGCUUUAAGAAUGAAGAAAUGUAAUUAAAAUGUUAGUUUUUUUUUCCUUACAAUGAAUGAAAUCGUGCUAAAAAUAAAUGCACAAUGACAAUAAAAGCAUAUAUUUACCA